UAAAUUGUGAUGACAACUUCGCGAUCAACAAGAAAGCUUCGGGAACGUUAAUGACGCAAGGCUUCCCUCGACCCAACAAGGCCUCGGAGGUUCAGGCUCGGGACACCGCGGCGAGCCGAGCGGUGCCGCGGCGCUGACUCGUGGUGCAUGGCGAUGAUCAGGCGACUAAUAACUGGGGGAGGUUACGGAGGCCAUUUCUUUUUUCUGAAAAUCAUGUAUUUGAAAAAGAAUCUUGUACUCAAGAAAAUUGUAUACGAAACAUACAUAAUGUGCGUGUUCCACGAACUGUCGCUUCUGAAGCUUCAGUGGAACCCCAAUGAACCAGCUUUACGGAACAUCCGGGAGCCUCGGGUCACAGCUCACAGCACACACUUGGGCCUCGUCCUUGCCUGCCGCAAGACCCACGCCCUGACCCCCGCAGCCUCCCUGUGGGAAAAUGGCGGAGCCUGAAGAUGAGGACAUAAAGCAGCUAGUUACUUCCGUGCUGACCUGCGCCAUGUCUGAGGGCGUUGCCCCUGAGGAAGAGCCUCACCCAGGGCAAGGGGCCGCCUCUCUGCCUCCCCCGCGGCAGCCUCGCCCUCAGCCGGAGGUGCCGCAGCGGGGCCGCAGCUGGGAAGGGCUUGCACCGGACGACCAGUAUUGGCAGCAAAUCAGGGAGGCUCGCCGGAUGACGGCGAGGCCCAAGAUCAAGACUCCCAAACCAGCCCCCCGGAGACACCACUCGUGGGCCAGGCGCAGGUCUCCUCCGAUGCGGGUGUCGAGGGGCACCCAGACCAGGGCGGUGGCCAUCAGGAACUUCCCCGAGGAAAUGACCACCUUUCCUGUGCCCUGGGGGAGGCGUCUACGCAGCGUGUCGGUGGGGACGCAGACGGGGGCCACGACCCGGGCGGUGGUGGGCGGGCAGGAAAUAAUUCCCUCCUGGGACCCGCUGCCGGAGGAAGUUUUCGCCAUGGACGAGGUCACUGAGUGGUCCACCAAGAGUUCCUUGGGCAACUCGGGAAGAAAUCUGAGUUCAAGCAGGUAUGCCGAUACUACUUUUCUCAAUAUAGACUAUGAUGAGUGUUCUCUCGCUGCCCUGUCUGACCUCGCAAGCUGCCUCCCGACGCUGCAGCAGCAGCCUGACCCUGCCCAAGACAUGGCACUGCGACAUGGCAGCGACGUGGAGGUGGUGAAUUACUCCCACAUCCUGCAAGUCCGCACGGUGGCGACCAACACUGUCCAUGUGGGCUGGCGGCAGCCUCAAGGGCAGCACCGUACCCGCGUCCUGAGCCGUUCUCUCGCGCUGGGCUGGAGCAGCAACCCGGACACCGCCAACGUGGCCACGCAGACACACCAAGAGUUGUUGUUGUUGUUCUGAUGAAUGGAUGUACACAGUUUUUAAACUUGAGCGACGCUUUUGUUACUUCUGCAUCAGUGACUCGAAAGCUUUCAGCUGUUUACUGUAGCAAUGAUGGUUUCUUAAUGACUGUUUUGGAGUGUGCAUUACCAAAAAUGGUUUCUUAAUGAUCGUUACUGACUGUGCCUAAUGAUGUUCUUACUCAUUAUUUUGCCUAAGUCUUAAUGAAUGAAUUACUGUAUCGACUGAUGCUCUUAACGAAAGUUUAUUGUGCCUAUUAUAGACAAUAAAUGUUUUAACU
Molecule: messenger RNA, 1637 nt
Organism: Eriocheir sinensis (Chinese mitten crab)
Lineage: Eukaryota; Metazoa; Arthropoda; Malacostraca; Decapoda; Varunidae
Exons: 1
Coding region: 437-1357 (306 amino acids)
Source: RefSeq, a predicted model, not a curated record